AUGGCCGCCAUGCCUGCUGCCACCAUCUACCCCCAGAGCCACGUCGGUUUCGACAGCAUCACGUCCCAGAUCGAGCGCAAGUUGCUCAAGCGUGGCUUCCAGUUCAACGUCAUCUGCGUCGGCCAGACGGGUCUCGGCAAGUCGACCUUGAUCAACACCAUCUUCGCCUCGCACCUCAUCGAGUCCAAGGGCAGGUUGCUCCCUGACGAGACCAUUCGCUCCACCACCGAGAUCCAGUCCGUUUCGCACAUCAUCGAGGAGAACGGCGUCCGCCUCAGACUCAACAUUGUCGAUACCCCCGGCUAUGGCGACCUCAUCAACAACGACAGGUGCUGGGACCCUAUCGUCAAGUACAUCAAGGACCAGCACUCGGCCUACCUCCGCAAGGAACUCACUGCCCAGCGUGAGCGCUACAUUCAGGACACGCGCAUCCACUGCUGCUUGUUCUUCAUCCAGCCAUCGGGUCACUCCCUUAAGCCCAUCGAUAUUGUCGUGCUCAAGAAGCUCUCUGAUGUUGUCAACGUCGUUCCCGUCAUCGCCAAGUCCGAUUCCCUGACUUUGGAGGAGCGCAUGGCUUUCAAGGAGCGCAUCAAGGAGGAGUUUGCUUUCCACAACCUCAAGAUGUACCCCUAUGACAACGAGGAAUUUGACGACGAGGAGCGUGCUGUCAACAGCCAGAUUAAGAGCUUGAUUCCUUUCGCCGUCGUCGGUUCCGAGAAGUCAAUCAUCGUCAACAACAAGCAAGUCCGCGGCCGCCAGAACCGGUGGGGAGUGAUCAACGUUGAGGACGAGACCCACUGCGAGUUUGUCUACCUCCGAAAUUUCCUCCUCCGUACCCACCUCCAGGACCUCAUCGAGACGACAUCUCAAAUUCACUACGAGACCUUCCGCGCCAAGCAGCUCUUGGCCCUCAAGGACCCCAGCGCCCAGGGCCACGGCAGCAGACCCAUCAGCCCGGCUGCUGACCGCGAGAUGAGCCGCAGCUCGCAAAGAAUGACCAUGAACGGCUACUAA
This is a messenger RNA of Podospora anserina S mat+, 1014 nucleotides long. RefSeq lists its product as uncharacterized. Lineage: Eukaryota; Fungi; Ascomycota; Sordariomycetes; Sordariales; Podosporaceae. Gene Ontology annotation, molecular function: molecular adaptor activity; GTPase activity; GTP binding. The transcript is spliced from 3 exons. The coding region runs from base 1 to 1014 and encodes 337 amino acids. Gene Ontology annotation, cellular component: microtubule cytoskeleton; cell division site; septin ring. The record is from RefSeq and is a predicted model, not a curated record. Gene Ontology annotation, biological process: cytoskeleton-dependent cytokinesis.